AUGAAUGUCUCUGGAUCAGGGAUGUUGAGCGUAUAUGAGCUUGAGGCCGCCUUGGAAGCGGCCGGAGCCAAAUGCCACGUCUCAGAAGCCUGGGUGAAAGAGACAUUCCAUCAGCUAGCCACGCUGAUUCAGGAUGCAGGCUUGAACAUCAAGUCGGUUUUCCCUCCCGGGCUUGUCGUGGAAAAGGAGUUUCGAGACGUCGCUCUCCGAUUUUUGACUCAGCUUCGUCCUUCUCAGCUGGACCGACUCUGGAAGUAUUUGCAGGCCACGUGUGCCGAUGACGCCGUGCAAGUCAGGCACGCUGGUGGCGACCGAGAUCGUUUGCCAUCCGACAGUGUCGUAGCGGUUGUUUUCGGGCCCACGCUGACGAGCAGUCCGAACGAGCUGUCAUCUCCUGGGCUUCAAGGUGCAGGAGGUGCAGGUUACUACGGCCCUGCCGGAGGUCGGACUGCCUCUGUGUUGGAGCAGUUGGUGCAGCAACUCGUCCGACGAGCCGGAGACGUCUCGCCGGACGUGUGCUUCGAUACCUUGAGCCCCUUCAUCACAGCAGAGCACUUCCAAGAGAUGUUGUCAACCAGGCUGGGAUUGUAUUACGAUCCCGUGAAGGCCAAGCAGGUGUUCAAGCUGUGCAGCCAGCGCGUACGCCUGUGGAAUGACCAAGACUUUCCCUGUACCUCCAUGACAGGCCUGAAAGAGAUUCCGUUUCACAAUGGAGCAAAGGACACGAGCAGCAAGUGCUGCAACUGCGGGGCAUCCGGUGCUGCCUUUAUCUGCAGUCGUUGCCACAAUGUGCGAUUUUGCUCGCCAGCAUGUCAGCGAAAAGCCUGGAAGGGACAUCGCGAGCACUGUGCAGAGAAGGGGCUUGAUGAAUGGGUGGUUGUCCUGCACACAGAUGCUCUGCCUGGCAACGAUGCUGGUACUGUGACUGCCGGCGCCGAAGUUGCAAAGAAAGCCUGCAGAGACAAUGACUUUGGAGGAAUGGUGGCCUGGAAUCGUGUUUUCUUCCUUCGCAGAGAACCUGUUGCCAAACUGGUAGCGGCAGCGCAUCAUGCACAGGGCACACAUCUUUGGCUUCCAGUGUGUUCAUUGCUAGAGAUGGACAAGGCGACACCGAAGCCUUUGCCAACUGCUUUGCCUGAAGUGGUCGUGGAAGGGGCGAAGCCAGUGCACAAAUGUGCGGGCCUCUCUGUGGCAGAAAUGGACGAGAACUUCCAUAACAGCACGCCAGUUGUCCUGACGGAUGCGCAGGACUCAUGGCCGGCACGGCAAAAGUGGACUUUCGAGUGGCUUGCGGAGCAGUACGGGGACGAGAUGAUGCCCUGCAGCGAUCUGGCACCAUUCUUUCGCCAUUGCGACCGUGGCAACAUUCGCACCGUGCAGGCCCCGCUUCGGGAAUUUGUGCGCUACGUUCAAGGUCGUCCCAAUAUUUUUGGACCGUUGCAAGCCCCUGACCGGGUUUUCUAUGCAAACGGUUGGACACCGUUUCUCGAUCACAAAGAUCUGCUUUCGGACGUAUCUGAUCGCUUGUACUGUGUCUCGGAUUCCAUACCAACCGGAGACGGCCCUGCCAAAGUCUUCAAUGCAAGUUUGACGAAGAUUUUCAUGGGUCCAGCCGGAACGGUUUCGCGUCUUCACCACGACACCUAUGCGACACACGUUUGGCUGUCUCAGAUUCGUGGCAGAAAGCAGUUUAUCUGCUAUCCACCUGGAGAGACACCUCUGUUGCACAGUCUGCCGGUUGACGAGGUGGAUGGACGUACAUCUCUCUUUGAUCCUUCAAAUCCAGACUACACAUGUUUUCCGGAUGCCCGCAGGGCACAAGCAUACAGUGUGGUAGUUGAAGAAGGAGAAACAGUCGUUCUACCAGCCCGCUGGUGGCACUGGGCCAAAAGUCUUACUCCUUCAAUUACAUUGAUGAGAAAUUUUGUGAAUCAUUCGAACAUUGAAGAUCACGUUGAGAUUCGGAAGCGUGCAGAGAAGGCAAGGUGGGACAUAGCUCGCGCAUCGGCACGUGGAAAAAAGUUCCGGCUCAUGUUCAAGGCCCUUGCUCCAGAUUCCCAUGCCUUGACCGCAAGGGAGUCUCUGGAGGAUGACCUCGAGAAAGAAGAGCAGCACCAGGUGCAGAGACUCCAGAACCGAGUCCUGCUGCUGCAACGAGAGGUGCAGGAACUGCGUGGACCUUCUGAGCGCGGCCACUUGGAACCCACGGUCCCCGAGAAGCAGUUUCAGCAGCUGAGCCAAGCCCACGGCAAGGUCGCCAACCACUUGCAGGCAUUGCGAGCUCAGCUGCAAGCCGUCAGGGCCUUCGGUGUGUCUGAUCAUGCCUCCACGGGACCCACCAUUCCACACGAUGUCAGGUACAGCCACGUUCUGCAGCACCACUUAACGGCGCACUGGACAUCCCACAAAAUGGAAGUGGAGUAUCGGACUCGAUACCUGCCCUUUGAAAUACGAGGGACUGGGGUGCUUGUCAAGGAAGACGAGCGCCACUUCCGCAUUGACAACAGCAAGCUGGGAGAGAGCGCUCAGGGAGUGUGUUACCGUCUCUCCAAAGAUGCCAGUGACAAAGAUUUCGAACACGUCGCAUUUUGGAACAGCAUCGUCGCUGGAAAAGACACUGGCGAUGGUUGGCUCCUGUGUGACCUUGAUAGUGAGAACCUGGAGCUGUUGGAUCAGCUGGACCGAGAAACUCCACUGGAGACGCUCAGCUCGAAGUUUUUCGCGAGUUCCAUGGUGUGUUGCUCCACAAACUCGAAUAUUGAUGGUCGAUGGAUCUCCAGUGUAUUCCCAGGCCAAAAAACUAUUCGCGGUUCUUUGGUGAAUGAUGGGGCUGUCACCCGCCCCCUGACUUGGGAUGGUCUGAAUGCUUUCUCAGUCACUGUCGCGGGAGAAAAGCGGAGAGCAAGGCUGGUAGAAGACCGGCUGCUGUGGCACGACGGGGAGCUUUGGACCCGUGAUCAUCGUGACAUGGACAUGGUGAAGCCGGCUGAGAAAUUGGGCAAGGACCUAGAGACAACCAACGCCAAGUUCCAGUGUGUUUGCCAAAAAGGCCUGAAACCUGGCAGCUCGAACCAAGAUGCAUGGAGCCUGUUGCGGGUAGAAAAUGAAUUUACCCUCUACACCGUCUGCGAUGGUCAUGGGCCACAUGGACACGAUGUGGCGAACUUUGUCAAGAGCAACUUGCCAAGACUCCUGAUCAAAGAUCAGCGUUUCACAGGCACCGGCAGCUUUGGCUGCAUGGGCCCCAUAUUUCUUGAUGCUUUUCGCCUCUGUCACAUGCUUAUCGACACUGCUGACUCCUGCGGCAAACUGGAUGCGCUUUGGUCCGGCACGACGGCGACGACCGUCCUGCAUAACCACCAGACUGGCCGGUUGCUGCUUGCACAUGCUGGGGACAGCAGUGCUGUUGUCGGAAGCCAAAGCGGCAAGGACUUUCGUGCUCGUCAACUUACCCGGGACCACAAGCCGUCUUUGUGUGAUGAGCGAGACCGGAUUGUGGCGUGGGGCGGCAGGAUCGAGUUCGACGGCUUUGCCGAUUACCGUGUCUAUGACAAGGAUGGCUAUGGUGCAGGUCUAAAUAUGACCAGAUCCUUGGGUGAUCUGAAUGCGCACUGUGAUUGUGGACUCAUUGCAGAUCCGGAACUUGGCGAAUAUGUGGUUGCUGCAGAAGAUCAAGUCCUCCUGCUUUGCAGUGAUGGAAUCUGGGAGUUCGUGAGUCCACAGGAGGCUGUGGAAUUGGUGCUGAAGCAGAGCGACGCCGCCUCUGCCACGGCUCUUGUUCAUGAGGCACGUAGUCGAUGGUUAGAGCGCGCUGACUACGUCGAUGACAUCGUUGCCCUUGUCGUGUAUUUGAGUGCGGGCGGAGGCUGGACCUUUGGCUCAACUUUGAAACAGAGCGCCACGCAGCGCCAGGACUUGGAUCCAGUCUGGACCUGGGAGGGGCAGAUGCGGAGACUGCGUUUGCUGGACGAAACCGCACGCAAACGGGGCGUAUCCUUGAUGUCAGAUGAGGAGCCUGAUUCGGAUGAAGCUCAGACCCCAGUGAAGAAGCCAGAGGUUCUCCUCUGCGAGCAGUUGCUUGUGUCGGAAAGGAAGGCUGUUGAGGAUCUCCCGGUGCCAACAGUGGAGGAGUUGUACGGUCACGUGCAGUUGAUCCUUGCAAAACUGCAGAAGGCAUCGUUGCGCCCCAGGCUCUCAAAGCAUUUCAUAGAUUUGGGGAAAAACGGAAAGCACGAGUUUGACGUUGGGCAGGAGUUGCUAAAGAAGAGCGGAGAUGUGGCCGCAGCCCUCGGAGGGUCGCUGGCAUCCCUCUUCUUUCGUGCUGCCGAGGAGCUCUUUCCGGGGGGCCUUGAGACUUCCCCUCUUCCCACCUUGGUCUGUCCGGAGCUCGAUUUCCCGGCACAGAUCGAUCCUCGCUCCCUCUGCCUGGGCAUCCUCCUCGGCCUUUUCUUGGGGCCCCUCAUCGAUCUCCUUUCCGGGCUUUGCACCGGCUCGUGGAGAACCGCCUCGGCCCGUCGCCGACCACUUUGGGUGACUUUCUGGGUGCCGACCCUGAGCUUCCCUCCGCUUCCACGGCAUACCGCCCUGCCCAGCCUGUUGUGCCUUCACCUGUUCCCAGCCCGCAGCGUGCUGUCGAAAUUGCUUCUGCUUUGUCGGCCACCGCGCCUGGUCAACUGUCUGAGGCCGAACGCCGGGCCCUCGCUGCACGGUGUCUGCUACAACCCUCCUCUCCUGUUCCGCUCCUUCGGUGCUGCAAAAGCUUUGGACCACCUGUGGAAAGGCAUGACUGAGGCAGGCGAGUCCUCAGAUGAAGCAGAGAGACCUCUGGAGCUCCAUUUUGUCGUGGCCGGGUCUUCUCUUAACUAUGACUAUGAGCUAGGGGUGCUUGCCGUUGGAGACGGCGCCUCCCGACGCACCAUUUCUUCGAUUCUCGUGGCGCCCUUUGAAGAGCGCGUCCUCGCUAUUUUUCCUCACCAGGCCUGGGACAAAAAGCCAAAUAAAAGAAAACUCCCGGCCGGCCCUUUCACAAAGCCAAUUCUUGUCGAAGUGGCUUGCGCGUCCUCCCUGGACCGCGCCAGUGUUUCUGAAGACGGUGCCAGAGUCAAAGUCUGGUUUGGCAUGCUGGCUCGCAAUGUUGCUGAGCAGAUUGUGUUUGAUUCCGGUGAGGUCCCAGACAUCACUUUCGGGCCUCAUGACGGCCCCCUGCUGCCUUUCGCCCCGGCCCUUGUGGAGCUUGCGGAAAGCCAGUUCGGCUACCAGUCUGCUUUGAGUUCUGGUCCUCCGCUCCCGGCUGACCCUUUCGAAGCCCGCUUCCGAGCGCUUGAGGCCACCAUUGGGCAGCUCAGUGCCAGCGUGCAGCAACUUGUUGCAAAGGAGCCGCCCGCGAAGGCCGCCACAGGUGCCCGAGCAAAGACAGGUCCGAAGGCUAAGGCUGCUCAACCACGGCAGGCCCCUCAAGGUGGUGUUGGGUCGAUCCCUGGCACGCCUCCCCCGCCGGGCCGCGCAAAAGAAGUCCCCGGACUUGAUCCUGCAGUCGUCAAGGCCGCGCUUGACUCAGGUGUUGCGCCGGCCGAGCUGCGAGAGUUGAGCAGCCUCAUGCAGAAGGGCCGCUCUGCCUUGGGAGAUUUCCCAGCUGCCGCUGCCGGUACAGGUCCUGACGCUGCCCUGGGAGACGGCUCCGACUUUGGGGGCAGCCAGGAUUCAGGUGCCGCUCUCCUUGACGAAGCGCCCGGCGAUCGUGCGCAAAGUCUGGAAGCCGCUUUGGACCUGGCAGAAGGGUCCGCUCCCUCCGACGGGUAUGGAACUGCGGGGGCCUCCCGCUCGAAGGGCGCUGCUUACCGGCUCCUGCGUGAAAGCCUCACUAAGGCCCCUGAGCUCAUACAUCAAGAGAUUGAGCGCCUGCUUGAUGAGGAUCUCUUGUCGCGGCGGGCCGUUGGCUCGCUCAGUGCUGCCCAGAGUUCCGCUAGAGCUUGGGUCGAGUUCAGGAGCCGGGUUGGAUACUACCCGACCACCAUCCGCAUGAUGUGGAGCCUGGCCGGCAUCCUUGACGCCCUUAGGGACGACAGGCCUGCGGAAGCCCGCGCCCGCACCUGCCUAGCACUGGCUGCCUUGGACCAGGCAUGCAUCGACUCUGGCUCGUGGGCCUAUGCGCAGGAAAUCACCCUUGAGAGCCCUCCGCCGUUGGGUUCUUUCCAGGGUCGCAAAGUCCUGUUCGACCCGCUCGAAAGCUACCACACUCGCCUGUUGAGCGGCCGGUGGUCCGACCUUCUUCUCCACCGUGUCAAGGAACUUGAGAGCUUCUUGGAUGCAAAACGCAAGCUGGGGAGGAGCCGCGGCGGUGAACCCAGCAACAAGGGCGGCGGUGAUGAUGAUGCUGCCGAUGGUGGCGGCCGUGGGAGAGGCCGUUUGUGGCUGCCGUCGCCGGGCCGAGCGAUGCCUUUGCCUGAGACGUCGGCCCCAGCCUUCCAUGCAUGCACUUUUGCGAAUUCUUUGACAGAGCUCCUGGCUGACGGGCCGCCGCCACAGCUACUGCCACUUGCGACCCCGUCGCUCUUCAGCUCACUGCCCGCCUUCUUGACAGACUCCUGGCUCUUCCGCUGCACCGGGUCGGCCGUGGCCCUGCCUGCUCUCCCUUUGCUCUGCGUGGGCCUCGGCUCCCCGCCGCCCGUCUGGGUUGAAAAGAUCGAAGAGCAGCUCUCUGCCUUGCAAGCCGCUUCUGAGAAAGCCUCCGUUGCCCUGCCGAGCCUUGCUCCCGCAAAGGACAUUGAGGCCAACCGCCUUUCUUUUCCCGAAGCCCCGGCAUUCGACCCGUGCCCCUUCUUGGACGAUCAGCUUCGAGCCCUGUACGUGGACCCAAGCGCUUCGAGCCGGGAUUUCGCCGACCUCCCCUUCGACCCCCCUAGGGUAAGGUUUAGGUCCCGAAAUAAGCAAGCCCGGUUGGAGCUGCUAGCUCUGCUCGAUGCCUCCGACCGGUUGGCCCUGUUUCCGGCCGACGGCACUUCCAUGGCCGGCUGCUGCGGCUUGUUUGCUGUGCCAAAGGACGCCACGCGAGACCGGCUCAUAGUUGAUGCCAGGCCGUCUAACAUGGUGCAAAUCGGGGACAGCCGGUGGCUCGCUCUUAUGCCAACCGCCGCCGCCCUGCUGUCUUUGGAGCUCCGUAACGGUGAAGCUUUUUGGGCCUCGGGCACCGACUUGAAGGAUUUUUAUCAUAAUUUCCUAAUUUCGGAAAGCAGGAGCCGACUGUACCGCUUCGUUGGCACUUUUGCCCCUCACGAGCUAGCCUCCUUGAAGUGCUUCCGCCCGGAACUUUGGAGGUGCAAGCAGGUCUCCGCGGCUCUCUUCACAAUGGCUAUGGGGGACCUCAACUCUGUGAGCUUCGGCCAGGCCAGUCACCUUGGCCUUUUGCUGGCUCGGGGCGUUGCACCUUUCGAGGCUCUCCUCUCCCUACGGGGCCGGCCCUGCCGAGGCGAUCUGUGCCUAGGGGUGGUCAUUGAUGACUUCAUUGUGUUGGAGCGUGCUUUGCUUAGCACCGGCCCCUCUGAGUCGGGCCCUCUCAUGGACCGCGCCUUUGAGGCUUACGCAGCGGCACCCCUGCCCGUCCACAAAGGGCUCCCGGUGCUGACCGUCAGCCUCUUGGAAGUGCUCGCCGGGUCGUGGGUCUCUGUCCUGGCCGACCGCCGCCGGUGCCUGUCUCUCCUGAACUGGGUCUACUUCUUGCAACGGGACCGCGCUCGGAAUGCUGUGGUGCGCGUCCCUCCGGAGCUUAAGGUGGAACUCUUCACCUUGUGUGUGGUCGCCCCCUUCCUGGUGAGCGACAUGCGUGCCUCUUCCAGCGGUCUUUUAGCAGCCACCGACGCUUCCGACUACCGAGGUGCCGGCGUCAUCACCCAAGUCGGGCCAGCCUGGGGCCGUGAACUGCAGAGGCACAGUUUGGUGAAAGGGCUGUGGAACCGCUUGCUCAGACCUAGUGAGGCCAUGCUCCGUCGAGCGGGCCAACUUGCAUACCAAGACGAACUGCCUGGGGAAGCCUACCGUACCCAUGCGCUUUGGACCCUUCUUGCUCGGGCCCUUCCUUUCAAAUUGUUCGCCUCCUUCCGGAGGAAAGCGGGGCUGCACAUAAACUUGAAAGAAGCCGAGAGCUAUCUCCUCGUCGAGGAAAAGCUCGGGGCGGGCCCGUGGGAAAACGCGAGGACAAUAGGUCUGCUCGACUCGCAAGUGGUGCUGGGCGCUUUGCUGAAGGGGAGGUCGAGCUCCGUGGCACUUAACGUGCGCUUGCAAGCCUCCCUUCCGGGCUACAUUUUCUUCAAUUUGCAUCCUUCUUUUGCCUUCGUCGCCUCUGAGGACAACCCCAGCGACGAUGAUACUCGCUGCAGACAGACUCGCUCGGCUAGCGUGCCCACGCCAGCUUGGUACGAAGCCGGCGCUUCCGGCGACUUUCGCCUCUUCGACCUCUUCCUCUCCGGCCUGGACCUGCUGCCCGAACAGAUGCAAGGCUUGCCUCAGCUCCUGUCCAGCUUCCGGAACCGAUGUGGAUUACCGUUGCCUUCCCAAGUGCCGCGUCGAGAUCCCUCCGCGGUCUUAGCCUUUGAUCACGCUUGCGACUUUUCCACCCCUCCUGUUCCGGAUGUUGGCCCUGCUUCUGCGAGCCUUGCUGCAUUUUUCUUCACCUGCUCGGCUUGCCAGUUCCUUUGGCCCGACCGCCUUCGCCAACCUGCUUCCGUUCGUCCUGCGGUGCCCGUGUACCUGUGCCUUUUCGCUGGUACCCGCAAUGUUGCUAAGGCUUGGGUCGAAGUGUCAGGGCAGCCUGCGCUGACUUAUGACUGGUUGGGCGGCGCGUCCCAAGACCUUUUGGAUUGCGAGCUGCAGGCUAGGUUGCUUGACGGCCUCCGGGCCGGCUGCUUCUCAGCUGUGGGCCUGUCUCCUCCGGGUGCCACCUUUUCUGUUGCCAGGGCUCCACGGGUUCGGUCUGCCGACGAACCUUGCGGGCUCACCGGGCUCAGCGCCCUAAACCAGGCCAAAGUGGACUUUGAGAAUCGUGCGGCCGACUUCGUUUUCUCCUUUGCGGGUCUCUGCCUGGAUUUGGGCGUGCCCUUCUGGGUUGACGGCCCCGCCACCUCCCUCCUCUGGCUUUACCCUGCUGCCCAGGCGCUCCUUCUUCGCUGCCCUCGGCCUUGCUUCUGGACUUUUGACCGCUGCCGUUUUUCCGAGCCAUGGCUAAAGCGCACGCGCGUGCUCACCACUGCUGACCUUCGUGGCUGUGACACCCUCUGCUUGGGAGGCCACCAACACUGGCACGCGCGCGGCCGGAGCGGCCCUGGUCUGGGAUCCUCUUCGAAAGCUGCCGAGGCCUUUCCAAAGAAAGCUGCCCUGGAGCUGGCCGAGAGCUUACUGCGAGCUUCUGGAGGGCCGCGUUCCUCCUUACAGGACGCCGCGUUCACCGGGACACGGCGCAUAGGGGAAGCUCAGAACCCCGGGCCUCGCAAACCACGGCAGGCUCGCGAAGGAUCUUUGUUCGACGUCGAACUCAUCGAGCAGGUCACGCUGAGGCUGAGGGAGCAGAUCUGGAACGUUUUUCUUCGGUGGCUGAGGGAGAGUGUCACGGAGCAAGCUGUCAUUAGCUUGUUUCGCUGCCCUCCCCUCUUGAGCUUGUUGUUGCGGGACUAUGGGGACGUUCUUUACAAGACAGGAUACCCUUUGGGAUCGUACCGGCAACUACUUGCGCACGCUCAGAAGAUUUUCCCUUUGGUGCGACCUCAUAUGAGCGUCGCGUGGAACAUGGUUACGAGAUGGGAAGAACUCCAACCGGUGUCGCAUCGCACGCCGGUCCCUGAAGCUCUUCUCCGGGCGCUCGUGGGAUUGGCUUUCGCGAUGGGCCAUCAUAAAAGAUCUUGCAGCCUGGCCUUUCCGCAGAGUCCAGUCGGCAAAGCGGUUAUCCUCGCGGACAGCUCCGUUGUUCCCUCCUUCUCUAGUGUCUCGUUCCGGAAAUGGACGGCAAAGCUGCAGAUGGCCAACAUUCGGACGGACAUGUAUGCGGGCGGUGAUAGAUGGAAGAUGGAAGGUAAAGUCUAUCCUCAGCUACUCGAAGAGGUCAUUGUCAAGAUGAGCCAGACGUUGGAAGCAAGCCUUCAACUGGCACAUGUGGACUAUGUCCUUCGCAUGCUCUCGAAUGUGCCGAUUGUUCCACAGGUCCAGUACUGCUCGAGUCCCUCGUCAUCCCUGCCCUUCCUAGUGAUGGAACUUCUGCAGGGCUCUACGCUGGAUGUCCGCUUCCAGGAGACCGAGGCGAUGCUGGAGUUGGAAGCAGCGGAGAUUGGACACGCACUUCUCAUGGGUAAGGCUGCCAUGAUGUUGAUGUUCGAUGCAGUGAAUACUGUUCGGACAACGCCUGGGUUGGGCCACCGCUUGAAGGCUCUCGAGUCCGAAUUCUGGCGCGGCCUCAAGCUGCUGGCUGCUCGAAUUCCGCCUGGAGUGUUCUCGAGCUCGGAUCCUGUAGGAUUGGAGCAUCAGCGAGACCGGUCCAUGGAACAGUUGUACCAGACAAUCAGGUCCUUCGAAAGGGCGGGCAGUCCACCAACUAUUUCGCAAAGUUGGUUUCAGGAGUCCAUCGGCAGCGUCGUCAAAGUCGAGGGUCGCACGGUUCACUGGUUUCAGAAGGGAGACGGCUUCGUGCAGACUAGCCAGCCGGUCACUGUCACACCAUUGGGUCAGCUGUUCGAGGUCGAAGUUAUCAAAGCCGUGAACCUCGGCCGGAAACUUGAUUGCGAGCUGGGCUUCUGCAUCGGCCUUUGCUCCAAACCCCCGCGUGCCAGCGAUAAGGCAAAGACGGAGAGACAGGACUGUUGGAUUGCUGGCGGUGACACCUCAUUCUAUUUGAAAGGGGUGCAACGGCGUGUUGGCAAAUCAUCGGCGGAUGGACAGCAAAAGUAUCUGCACAUUGGCAGUGACCUCCAUGCAACGGACAGGGUGGCAAUACUGGCAGAGUGGUCUGGUGCUUUGUCGCUCUUCGUGAAUGGUGAGCAGGUCGGUCGUUACAGCAACGCCAUCGACCACUCGGAGGUGGUGCUGCCCCUCUAUGGAGUUGCAGACAUUUUCGUGCGAGAGGCCAGUGAGGAAUACACAGUGCGUUCCAUUGGCCUGAUCGGCGAUGAGAGUGAAGAUGGCUGGACUGUCCAGAAGGAGCGAAUGGAGCGCGCCGCCGUCGAGCUGGCUGGAAUUCAUCAGCUCCUGCAUGGGGAGGCAGCAGUGGCUACGACGAUUGGGCCGUCGUGCGAUUUGUAUGCAUGUGGUCGCAUACUUCUGAGCCUGUUCCGCGGUGGGCGGGAAGUGCUGCCAUCAUCAAAUCUGGACAGGUUCGCGGUGGCCUACGCGAACUGGGCACAAGCUGGGUGUCCACCGACAGAAAAGAGAUACGGUCUACUUUGGGCACUCAAGGAGCUUAAGGGCGAAAAAACGGAGCGCAGUGAGGACCUAGCUCAGGUGGAGAAGACUGAGGUUAGACUUGUCGUGUCUCGCUGCAUAAAGCGCUCCAGGUACUCUCGCCUCGGCAGUUGCUGGGAAGCCGCGGAGAUGUUGGCCUCUGCCUCUUCGUGGCUGAGCAUGUCCGACGACUUCAUGAAGUCCCAUUUGGAUGCUGUCCAGCAGGCAAAGCGGUCCGGUCUGCUGGAUACACACUACUCGCUUGCCCAAGAGCUCUACGAGCAGGAGAGGAAACUGUCAGGGGAGAGUCUUCUCAAUCGGGCAACACAGACUGCAAUGCGAGCAGCCCAGCACCGGGCAGAAGGUCGCUCCGUAUCUGCCCGUUGGAACUUGCGCCCCUACACCAUCGGUCCAGCACACAUCCAGCGAAUCCUCCAGGUCUGUGCCGAAGACAUCUUUCGUCAAGAGAUGUGUUGUUGCCUGACACGACGUCCCCGCAUGAUUGUGCAUGUUUGGCUCUGUAGUGACCAGUUGUGUUGUGUAGUGGUCAGAACAUGCACGCAGAAUGCGGCGUGUGCCGCUGGCAGCAUAUGCAGCCAUGUAGUGCACAGCCAACCAAUUUACACUCACUCUCAGCCACAGCUGCCAUACCGUUGGAUAGGACCAAAGCUGAGCAAGCGUGCCUGCACCGUCGCGAGAUGGCAGAGCUGCGUUGUCGACGGGUACCUGAGGGCAAAAACCAGUGUUUCCUCAUGA
This is a messenger RNA of Symbiodinium sp. CCMP2592, 12171 nucleotides long. Lineage: Eukaryota; Dinophyceae; Suessiales; Symbiodiniaceae. The record is from the annotation of a GenBank genome assembly.